UAAAUAUGCAAUAAAUAGUUCCUGUUACUUUGGCUUGUCUCUGGCCUGUUGGCAGCCUGGGCAUGCUCAUGCAUGGCUCGAUAAUGGCGGAUCAUUGAGGAAGUAUUAUUGCUGUAUGUGAGCUGUCUAUCACACACCAAGCACCUCACCUUUAAUAAAAUCAUACAUAUUGUGACUGAUAGUUCACUCUAUGGCAAGUAUACAAUAAUCACUAGAUUCCAAGAACUUCCCAGUGGGAGGUUCCACACAAACAAACCUUAUUAUGAGCAGUUUGCUCAAAAUACUCCCACACAGGUGAGGACUUCCUCUUUCUAGCUGGUUCCAUCUGUGAAAUGGGGGAUUUGCAGCACAACAAACAAAAAUGAAACUGGGGGGAAUGUGAAUUCACUUUUAAGUGAGUGACUUUAUCAUCACCUGGCACAAGGCCCUGCUGUAAAACUAUGUUUUCCCAGUGAGUUCUUGACAUGGAAGGUGCUGUAGAGAAGUUUGUGACUGCAGAAGAAGGUGCACACACCAAACAGAGGAGUGAAAUCAUUGACAAACUUAAUAAGUGACACACAUGCACACACAAACACCCAUGAUUUCACCCAACUCACAAACAGGUGCAAAAGAAAAGUAUAUAUAUGUGUAAUAGCUCACGUCAAAACCCUAGAAUUGGGAAAAUAAUCUACACUGCUUCUACUCCUAAACCACUACCUCUCUACUUCUCAAACUAUUAUCUACUAUCUCUAUUUUUUACUCUGACUGACUCUCUAACCGCUAACUCACUCUCUCACAAACCACCUGACAACUCACUACAAACGCCGACACAACCCACAGUGUCCCGCCAGAUUUGAAACGCUUAUAUGAGGAAGCGAUACGUUGAAUGAACCAAUGACGUAACCUGAGCAAACCGAGGCCUCGUUUGUCAUCGGUCACGUGAUUUCCUCGGACACGACACAAGCCUCGAAGCAAGGCUUCAUCUGACACGCCCACUUUUGCUCGAGACACGCCUCGAAGCCUCAGUUCAUUUGUCCCAUCACUAGUAGCAACAUAGAUAUAUACAAACGCUAGAUGUCUCAAGACGGAGUCGGCGGCGUCGUCACUUGGCGGCCAUCUUAGGACAGGGGACUGCUCUGGCGCACUGUACUGUAGUCAAUGGUAAGGUGGAUGAUUUCCUCACUUUAACACUCAUAACUCGCUCAAUUCUUGAUUGAUUUACAAACGGUUUAGUUUAUUACAAGCCUUAUUAAUGUGGUUAUGAGUCAGGCUCAAUUCCGAAAUCGCAGCUUUUCGUUUUGAAAAAUGCGGCAUGAUUGUGUGUCUUUUCUGCCUGGCUACUCACAUUGAAGAUGGUGUUACUCACAAUCUGAUUUUCAAUUAUUAGGUUUUCCUGAGACCAACGUUUUUUGAGAACCUAAUCUUUAGGCGAAAUUACAUUCUUUGUGGUUGUGGUUGUAUUUAUUUGCUUGUUAAGAGACUUUGAUUGAGACCUUAGACUUAUUGUUUGUAUACAUCUAUGCCUGGAUUGGUUAGCCUGCAGCCGAAAUGCAUUGUGGGUAAUGUAGGCACCAGGUUCAUGAAAAGAAAAGACAACAUCUCUGUUUGUUGUGUAUUGAUUUUGGUUGAGCUUUGUUUUUAUCUGUGCAUUAGAAAGCUGAUAGUAAUAAAAAAAGUGCAAUGCUAAAUAAUAAAAUUACAUUUACAUCCAUUUAUGCUGAAAAAAGAUGAUAUCUGUGUUCAUUAUUAUAUGAAUUCAAUGGUUUUAACUAUUCUUAUGUAAGAGUAAAAGAAGUACAUCUCUGACGUUUAUAACAAACCAAGCUGUUCUAAAAUCGGUUGAAAAUUGAGCAAUCUACAGUGAUUUUAAAAUCCAUGCUCCAUUGACUUUAAUGUUAUGAGUGAUCGAGCAGCCCUGUCCCAAGAUGGCCGCCAUGUGGCGACGUCGCUCCCCAUAGGCUGACAGCGCUCAUGAGCCAUCUAGUGUUUGUAUAUGGGUCAUUGACGUGACGCCUAAAUUUUCUGUCCAACUGCAUUUUUUUAAUGUUAAAAAAGGUUUAAAUACAUAAAAAAUACACUAUUUAUAUUUAGCAUCUCUCCCAUAUAUGGAACUAAUUCAACAUUUCAAAAACCAGUAGUUAUUUGUCAUUUUUGUGUUCAUUAAAAUGUCAAAAUAUCAUGUGGUGCAACCGUCCGACCAUGAAUGGUGUUUUGAAAACUUCUGUGAAAUUACUCUAAAUCUAUUGUGAUUUAUUUUCUUCUUUAUUUGGCAUGAUAUAUAAGGUAUUUUGUAUUACUGUAAAAAAUUACAAAGCAUUUACAGGUAAAUUUCCAUCAUAAUAUACAAACAAACUUUGUCCGAUGAUGUCUAUCUCAUUAAAUAUCAUGCGGUGCGACCAUCAAGAAAUGACCGCUUUUGGACUUUUAUUUUCAAAUCUACUCAAAGCCAGGAAGUUGCAUCAUCCACCAUUUUGCUAAGGACUGAUGGAAGCAGCAAGCAGGUUUGUAACUCUUUCAGAAUUUGAAAAAAAAAUAACCUUUUUAACAGCUAGUAUGUUGUUGCCACAAUUGAAUAUCAUGUGGUAUGACCUCAAAAAAGAAAAAUAUUUAAGUUAUUUGUAGAAACAAAUAUUUUUAUUAUAAAUUUUAUUGUAACCUUUUGUGGGAAGCUAGCUUGUUUUGUUAAGAUUGCUAAUCCUGUGACUGUAGGAUAUGACUGAACUUAAAAACAUCAUGUGGUGCAACCAAAUAUCAUGUGGUGCGACCAUUGCAGAUUGUUUUCAAUCACAGAUACAUGUCAUAAGAGUGGCAGCUAUUGUACCUUCUAUAUUAUAUCCAACAUUGAUCCAUAUAAAGUACUUUAUUUUAGUAUUAUUUUGAAUAAUUUUUCAUAUAAUUUGAGUCAUUGUGCUAAUAAUCCAUAAACAACAGAUAUUUUUUUCUUGUACAAUACAAGAAAAAACAAAUAGAGCAUGUCAUUUAACUUUGGUAAUUAUGUAUUCAUUAGUAAUGUAUUAUGUUUUUUCUUAACUCUUAUUAAUCUUUUUUUUUAAUCAGAUGCCACUAUCCAGCAAAGAAAAAAGCGCUCGCCACAGGCAGCGUGUCAAUUGUGACCCUGCAUUAAGGGCAGACUACCUUGCUCGGAGAAAAGAAAGCUACCAGAGAAGGAAACUGCAGGGAAAGAUUCCAUAUGUUAAAUCAAGUGAGCUGCAAGAGAGAGUGAAAAAGAAACAGAGAGAGAAAUGGAGGGCUGCAUCCAGUGCUUACAGGGAGAGAAAAAAGAUGGCAAAUGCUGUAUUGGACCUUACACCACCAUCUAUGGACGACAUUCAACCAGUUCUGGUUGGUGUAGCACAAGAACAGCCGCCAGAGCAGCCAGCAAAUGCAGGUCAAGAAGUGGAGGUCCCCAUACCCCUGAAUGAUGAUUUUAAUCCACCGGUGUCCUCCACACCAGAGAGGGAUCAGAAAAAGAAAACAUCUGUAGAGAAACGUUGCAAAAGACUACAGAAAGAGAAGUGUCAGCUGAAGAAGCAGGUCCUACAUCUGAAGAAACAGCUAGCAGAGAUGAGAAAGUUAAAAGAUAAAUCCAGAAAGCUUGAGAAGAGGUUGAUGGAAAGACAAAGAGUAGGCCUAAGUGAAAAAUUCAAGAAAAGGGGGAGCAAGAAGCUAUCAGUAGAAAGAAAGCAAGCAGUAAUCAAUUUUCUGUGCAGAGAUGAAAACAGUCACCUUUUAGCUGGGAAAAAAGACACCAUCACAAAGAAUAAACUUAAAAUGCAAAGAAGAGUUCUUACAAAAUCCCUGACUGAACUCCAUGCACAGUAUCAAUCAGAGGUGGAACAGCAUCUCUCCAUGUCUUACAGACAGUUUGUCAGAAGGCGGCCUUUUUAUAUCACAGAGCCGAAGGCCAGAGAUAGAGAUACAUGUGCAUGUGUAGAACAUGAGAAUAUCCGGCUGUUGGUGAGCAAACUUGCCAAGAGAGGGAUGUUGAAGACGACCAGCAUUUCAGAAUUGGUGAGUUUGAUUGUUUGUGACCCCAAAAACAAAGCAUGUAUGGAUCGUGUAUGUCCUACGUGCUGCUUUGACGAAGUACAAUUUACUGAGACAGAAUGCUCUGAGGUUUCUUGGGAACAAUGGGAGAGGGUAACUUCAACAGAUGGAGAAAAAAGCUUUGCAAAUGUUUUAAAACAAACAUACACAGGGACAACCGAGGACCUAAAAGUUUUGUUCCACAAAAAGCUUGAAAAUUUAGCCAUACAUCAGUUCAAUUGGAUCCACCAAUCAGAAGAGUUUCGCAACCUCAAACAAACUCUCACACACUCUGAAGCAGUUCUGCACAUUGACUUUUCAGAAAACUAUGCGUGCAAGAUGAGCACUGAAAUACAAGCUUAUCAUUUUGGAGGGAGCAGAAAGCAGGCCACAAUACACACUGCUGUCCUUUAUACAGUCCAUGGCACAAAAUCAUACGCAACACUGUCAGACAGCCUCCGCCAUGAUGAACGGGCAGUAUGGGCACACCUAGAGCCCAUACUGAAAGAGCUUCGGACAACCUACCCACAGAUUACAGUCCUACAUGUAAUUAGUGACGGACCUGUUACACAGUACAGGAACAAAACUAAUUUUUAUCUCCUUAGUACUCUGCCUUUUCUUUCUGGCUUCAAACAUGUUACAUGGAACUAUUCAGAAAAGUCCCAUGGAAAGGGUGCCCCAGAUGGCAUUGGUGGCGCUUUAAAAAGGGAUGCAGAUCUCUAUGUUCAUCGAGGGGGUGAACUACAGACUCCGCUGGACCUGUACGAGAUGCUGGCCAAAAAAUCUGGGUCAACAAUUACUCAUUUCUGGAUAAAUGAAGAGAGUAUCCAGAAAUAUGAUCAGCUGAUACCAAACAAAUUGAUCGCUGUGAAGGGAACCUUAAAAAUCCACCAGGUUUUUUCUUCAGAAGCAGCUCAGAUUUAUCAGAGGGAGGUGUCAUGCUUCUGCAAACAUGCAGAAAUGAAGACGUGCCUAUGUUUCCAGCCUGUAAAAGUAGACUUGAAGUGCACCACUGAGGAUCCCUUAAGUUCCCCUGAGCCAACAAAAGAGCAACCUCUUCAAGAUCUGUGUGGCAAGUUUGUCAUCGUGACCUAUGAUGAACUGCCUUAUGUAGGCCAGGUCCUUCAGCUGGUCGGAGAGGAAGUUCAGGUUACCUCCAUGUGCCAGUCAGGUGAAAAGAACUUGUUCAUGUGGCCACAAACACCUGAUAUUAUUUACUAUUAUAAGAAAGAUGUUCUGUUUGUUAUUGCAGAACCUGAGCGAGCAACCUCACGCUGGUCUAAGUUGAGUGGCACAGACUGGGCAAAGUUCAAAAAUGCUUGGGGUUAGAGAAAUCCCUCUAGUAAACUGUUGCUAUUAGUUAACUGUUAAAUUGUUAAUUAAAGAUGUAAAGAAAUGUUUAUGUUCCGUAAACCUUUAUGAAAUUUUACUAUUGCAGAACCUGAGCAGGCAGCCUGGCUGGGCAAAGUUCAAAAAUAUGAGGUCAGAGAAAUCCCUCCAGGAAACUGUUACUGUUAAUUGUUAAAGUGUUAAUUAAAAAAUGUAAAAUAUGUGCAAUGUUCAGUAAACAUUUAUGAAAUUUUAAUAAAGUCUGUUUUUGAUGUAAUUUUUGUGCAGAAUUUCAUUGUUAUUUAUCUCUUUAAAUGGAUUUUUAGUAAUACAAGGUUGUUAUGUCAUUUGGUGGAACCAAUCAUCAUGUGGUGCAACUGAUUAUAGCAAUAGCUACAUCAAAUUCAAAAUAAAAUAUUUAAUUCCUGUAGCUGAGACAUUAAUAAGUGAUACUAUGUUUAGAUGAAUUUCAUUUUUUAGAACAUUUUUAUCAGUUUUAACUGAUUUACAGGCAAAAUAAGUCAAUUAACCACACAUAAGAAGGUGACUGUGACAUUGUGGAAUUAAAAUAUGAGAUCAUUGCAGAAAAAAACUGAAAAGAAAAACAUGCACUUUGUUUUAAACACUUGAUAUUACUGAGAACUUGUGAAAAAAACUAUUAAGCAUGUUGAGAAAAUGUGUUAAUUCUGAGAUAAAUCAUGGUCGCACCACAUGACAUUAUUUAAGGCCAAGGCCAAUUCAUCUAUAUGAAAAAACACUAAAAUCACUUAAUUUAAGAACCUAAUAUCAAUUCAUGUAAACACAACAUUCUCAAUGUUUGAACAGUUGCAAUUGAUACUCCUAUUUUUUCUAUUUAAAAAUUGGCACAUUGAAAAACCUUAUAUGUCAUUGACCCAUAUAUCUAUGAGUAGCAAGGCUCUUUGCGCCGUAUAACGGUGGAGCCAGAAGGAAAAUGACGAGAAGACAGGCACAAGUCCAAGUUAGUCAAAGAAGCUACACACACACUGUCUGUUGUUUGGCUGACCACAACGCGGAUAAAGUUCCAAGCGUGCUGCUUAAAGCAGACCUCCUUACUUCAGGACUUGGAGAGCAAAAAGUGACAUUUUCAGGGAAUGACAACGAUCCCAUGAUUAUAACAAAUAAACUGAUGGAAGUGUUUCCGAAGCUCAAAGAAGGGGGAGGCUUUGAAUUCCUAAAAAUUGUAGGAUCUACUCGUAGCCGAAAUCUUGUGUUGCUUCCAUGUCCCAGCACUGGAUACACCCUUGCCUAUCUGAAAGAUCCAGCGACGAUGAUUGGACAGGCUACACUCUACAUACGUCCACUUCAACAGGAUCUACCCAUAGAUUGUGUACAUAGAUUUACAGAGCCUCAGUUUAAUACAUAAUCAAAACAAAGCUCACUGGUGACUCUUAAUCAUUAGUUAAACACCAUUUGUUAUUGUUGUUAGGAGAGCUCACAAACUGCCUCUGGUCCAGUCAUCCCCUGUAUCACUUGUCAGAAAGAAGUUCCCUUUUCAGAGAUGAAGCUGCACAGAUUGAGCUGCAAUGGGACAUCCAUGCAGGAAUCAGAGAGAGAACAAGAGGGAGGACGAAGUGAAGAAAAUGAUAGAGAGACAGCCCCAGUCAGUGACAGUGUUCCAGUGAGGCCUGGAACAUCAGCUGAGAGUGCAGUUGUACCAGCAGUGAUUUACAUCGAGGACUUGAAUGACAAGGAAACAGACAAUGAAUGGAAGCUGAUUAAAGAACCAGCUCAAGCUGCCAAAGUUUUCAAAGAGAAGCUGCUAAGUGAACAUGCAUCUGGGAAACCACUGAGAAUGAAGAUGGAUGUGAGGGACUCUGAAGAGGAAAGGGAACGGGAACUUCUCUCUUUCUAUAAACAGCCGCAAGAAUGGGCAUGUCCACUUCACUGUACUCUUCUUGGUGAUGUUGCUGUCGGAGAGGGAGUGAUGCGGUACUUUAUGACAACAAUAAUAUCCAAACUGCAGUUUGGAUUCAGUCUAGAUCUUGGAGGAAUGGGCCGAACACUGCUAUUUGAGGGUGAACCUGACCAUCUUGUUCCAGCAGCAUCAGAGGUGCUUAUUGAAAGCAACCUCUUCCGGGUUGCAGGAAGGAUGUUGGCCCACAGCUUUCUGCAUGAUGGCCCCCAUGUCAGAGGAUUAAGUCCUGCUGUAGUUCAUGUACUGUUCAACGGGGACCCUGAAACGGCAACUGUUGUUACAGAAGACUGUCCUGAUCUGGACAUCAGGAGUGUCAUAGAACUGCUUGAACAUGAAGAACUUACACCGGAACAGAAGGACACGGUUUCAGCUCUUUCCCUGUCUUGGGAUCUCCCGGCAGUCAACAAAACAAAUCGGAGAUGGCUGCAUAACAAACUUCUACUGCAUGCAGUUAUUGGGAGGACCAUGCGCCAAAUUAAACAGCUGAGAAAGGGACUGAAAGAUGUGAUGGUAUGGCCCCUGCUGACAUCGAGGCCAGAUGUUGUCUCACUUCUUUUCCCUAAAAUGGCUGAAAUGCAGUUCACACCCCAGAUGCUCCUAGAAAAAAUCACAUGGCCAGCUGAGGACAGUGAUGAUGAAGACUUUGAUAUAGAGUCCACGUGCCGCAUCACUGGCUUUCUGAGGCUGUUCAUUGAAACGGCUUCAUCAGGCACACUGGCCCAGCUGCUGACAUUCUGGGUUGGCUGGGAGAUGCUUCCUCCUGAACUGAAAGUGGAGAUCUCUGGGGGAACCCUUCCUACGUCCUUCACAUGCUUUGAAACACUAAAGCUGCCAGCUCAUUUCAAAACCUAUGUGGACUUCAAGGAAGCACUUGUCUCUGCCAUACGUAGUGCACAGACUGGAUUUGGACUUGUUUAAGUUUUCAGACAGAUGUCACUGAAUACACUGUUCAGUAGGUCAGGUCAAUUGACACAAGUUCAGUGUCUUUGAAAACAUUUAAUAUACUGUACAGUAGUUGAGAGUGGUUUCAUUUUUCAUAUACAUAUAUAUUUUUUCCACUUACUGAAACAAAGCAGUUGUGCAUCUUCAGCUUUCAGUGUUAACAGAACAGCAUUCAUGUUGUUCAUUCUGGGCCAAUAAUGAGACAGGAAGAAAAGGAGUGGAGCUGUGCAUAAAGUACAUUUACAAUCUCUUAACCAUGAUUUGGCUUUUUUUUUUUUUUUUUUUUAAAGGAAAGCAAACUUUUUCAGUUUAUGCUUGCAUGUUCUAAGAUGCGAAAUAAAAGCAUGAGUUGGACAUCAGUCUGCUAUGAUUGUUGAUAAAACUUGCACAGUCUCUACAUAUGAUGCAAGUGCAUCAGUUACAGAAACUCCUGGAGCUGGCAAAAUGGCAACCUCUUCCUCCGAGAGCUCACGGGCCAGCUGAACCACAGGGACUGACACAGUGCCUCCAUGAAGAGUGUGAGGUCCGUUCCAGUCGAUCCCAUAGUCUUCAUAAACCUGAAUGGAGGACAAGUAUGAUCAACCUUGUACUUAAAACUAGUCUGACACAUCAUUACACAAAAUACUUAAGAUUAUUUUUGGUCAGCAAGUUGGUGAGAAAUGUUGCCUAUCCAGUUUUGUAAAAUAGUACAGUUAUGCAUAGAAUACACAAUAGAAACUACAGCUCAUAGGUUGAUCUUUGAAAACAGACUUGAAGAUGCCAUAACUUCUGUUUCAAGUAAAAUAUUUUCACCCAUAAUUCCUUUGGAGAAACACAUUUAAAAAGUGUUAAAAGUUGAUCUUUAACCUCAGUAGGAUCCUCCAUAGGGCCUUGCUCUCUGUAUCUUCUCCAGAGUUGCUGUGGUGACUGAUUCCUUUCAGUUCUAAGACCAUGAAAGUUCCAAGCAUCCUUGAAAGAGUCAAGGCUUUGCUGGAUUAGUGGAAGGAAGCUCCGGUGCAGUGCAAAAAGAUGGACUUCAUUGUCUGGAUUCAGUGUUCCCUGGUCUUCCAAUGAAGUGAAGAUUUGAUAGAAGAGGUCCAGCGUAUGUUCAUACACAUCUCUCCACAUCCUUUCUAUUCUGUGUUUAGGAUAAAAUUGAGAAGUUAAUUUAUGUGUGACAUGCUAAAGAAGUACAGUCAACUGGUAUGCUGCUUGUGUGAGCCUAGUUGCCAAACAUAUUUAUUUACCGUUGAUUGUGGACACUUCUGCCUGUGAUGUGCGAAUUCCUGUCUGUACCUCUGCUCCUGAUCAUAAAUUCUGCUACAUCUGCA
Messenger RNA from Acanthochromis polyacanthus (spiny chromis), 9522 nucleotides. RefSeq names its product G2/M phase-specific E3 ubiquitin-protein ligase-like. Lineage: Eukaryota; Metazoa; Chordata; Actinopteri; Pomacentridae. The record is from RefSeq and is a predicted model, not a curated record. Gene Ontology annotation, molecular function: ubiquitin-protein transferase activity. The transcript is spliced from 11 exons. Bases 6854 to 8188 code for a protein of 444 amino acids.